Oncorhynchus keta (chum salmon) is the source of this 2616-nucleotide messenger RNA. Its product is annotated as ras-related protein Rab-24-like. The transcript has 9 exons. The record is from RefSeq and is a predicted model, not a curated record. Bases 442 to 1047 code for a protein of 201 amino acids. Gene Ontology annotation, molecular function: GTPase activity; GTP binding. Lineage: Eukaryota; Metazoa; Chordata; Actinopteri; Salmoniformes; Salmonidae.
CAUAGGUGUAGUCUGCCCUAAAACUUUAAAGAAGAAGAAGUGACCUCAUAACAAAGCCUCUUGGAUUUUUGUAUUUAGCUUGCUUGCUAACAAAGAGGUCUAGAAGUGCAAGUCGAGUAUGCUUUGCCAUAUGACAUAGCAAUGGCGUAGGCUAUAUAAAUGUUAGGGAUGUUUCUGUAGCUUGUAAUUUUAGUUUUUAGCUAAAAUGUACGUUGCUGACAACACCAAGUGGCUCAAACAUUGGCUGGCUAGCUAACUCGAAACGAGAUGUUCAUAUUUUAAGAGCUAUUCGACCAUUUACCUAUACUGUUAAUCUGACUCGGCUCUGAUUCUUCAAUUUGAACACAUUUAGCUGAGUUUAUCAAGCAGCAAUUCAGCAUCCUGGUCUACCCCUCUCCUGCUCCUCCUCUCCUCUCCUUUCUUGUCCUGGUCCUGUGCACUAUGACCAUGCGUGUGGAUGCAAAAGUUGUUAUGCUUGGGAAAGAGAGUGUGGGCAAGACCAGCCUUGUGGAGAGAUAUGUUCACCACCGCUUUCUUGUCGGCCCCUACCAGAACACUAUUGGGGCUGCAUUUGUUGCCAAACCAAUCCAGGUGGGAGACAAGGUGGUUACACUGGGAAUAUGGGACACGGCUGGAUCAGAGCGCUACGAGGCUAUGAGUAGAAUCUACUACAGAGGAGCCAGGGCUGCCAUUGUCUGCUAUGAUUUGACGGACACCAGCAGUUUCCAGCGAGCUAGAUUCUGGGUGAAGGAGCUGCAAAACUGUGACAAGCACUGCAAUAUAUACCUGUGUGGCACAAAGAUUGACCUGAUUGAGAGUGACCGGGGCCUGCGGCAAGUAGACUACCAUGACGUUCAGGACUUUGCUGACGAGAUUGGGGCUAAACAUUUUGAAACAUCCAGUAAAACAGGACACAACGUGGAUGAGCUGUUCCAAAAGGUUGCAGAGGACUACAACAGCAUCUCCUUUCAAUUCUUGACCGAAGAGACCGGUAUUGACUUGGGUCAGAAGAAGGACUCUUAUUUCUCUUCCUGCUGCCACGGUUAAGCCUUUACUGGAUGAACCGCGAUCCCUUGCUGUAAAACCAACCUGGAAAUGCAGGAUGGAUGCUACACAUCCCACCUGGGGCCUGUCCAUUUAAAACAGAGAAAGAAAGCGAGGAGCCCAAACAGUGUUACUGUUUUUUUUUUUGGUAGCUUUUUUCAGUUGUCCCAUAGACGAUUACAUGCUCACUGCAUUUAAAGGAGUCAUCACAAUAGUUGGAUGCGACCCCUCUCCCAUGACAAGGGACCUGCCAAGAGCGAUAUCGGAAUGAAGCAUACGAGGAACUAGCACCUCAACCCCACUUUUUUUUUUUGAUUUCCUUAGUGUCUAUCAACCCACCUUAUAUAAAUGAAUUAUGCUGAUGACACAAAUGGCCUUCAUCACUCAGUCAAAUGCCUUGAGUGAGUGUGCUUCUUAAUGACUUGAUUUGAAUAAGCAUUCUGUGAACACUGUUUUCAUUGUCUACUCUUCAUGGUGAAAUGUACUUGCCAAACUAUGUACCUGCACAUUUAUUGUCAUCUAAUGUGUUUUUCUUUGCGUCAUAAGUUCUGAUACAGUUGAAAGUAUGGAAUGCAACUAGAAAGAUUGCACCAACACAGGAAAAAGCUUGUGGGUAAAUGUAAUAUGAUAGUUAUGUCGCCAUGGCUAAAAGUACAAGAUCUAGUUUAUGUGGUCCUCUGUAAGUCAGUUGGUAGAGCAUGGCGCUUACACCGCCAGGGUUGAGGGUUUGAUUCCCUGGGCCACCCAUACGUAAAAUAUAUGAACGCCUUACUGUAAGUCACUUUGGAUAAAACUGUCUGCUAAAUGGCUUCUAUAUAUAUAUAUAUAUAUAUAUAUACUCAAACCCUACAUACAGCUAUGUUUAACUAAUGUUCAAUGUAAUCUCCAAGUCACUAUUCCAAUGUUACGGAUGCCUCAUCACCGUGGCUGACCAUUGUCGUUACUCCACACAAGUUGCAAUUUUCUGUGAAUGUGUUGUUACUGUUUACACUUUUCAAGAAACCUUUGACCUUUUGAGACAGUCUAGCCAAUGGCAGAUUUUUACUUGAUUUUACCAAUGUGUGUGAAAAUGUAUAUUAGUUAGAGAUAUUAUUGCAUUUGAGAACCUCUCUGAGGGUUUCUCAGUCCCACUGAAGUUGUGCCUGUAGGGUACUAGAAGUAAGCAGCAGCAAUGGGCCCACAGGCAUGAAUCACAUAUCCAUCAUUAGCUGUGUAUAGACGGCUCCAUUCAAGUGUACAUACACUUCAUCAAACGUGUUAUUGUUUACACACACACACAGCACCUUCUAGUGGCGCCACUCCCCAGGACGCAGACCUGGUGCCUGAGAAAGAGGACUAGUUCACAUAGCUCAUUUUUAUGAAUGGCUUACAGGACUGUUAUUGCAAGGGGCACAGGCACAAAGCAAGAGGUUGUUUGCAGUCCCACGUCUAUUUGAUGCCUUGAAGAUAUAACAUGCAUAUAGUCCCAACACCAUUACAGGUCCACAGAGAGUCGGCUGAUAUGAUCAUUCAUUGUGUGGACUGUUUUGUAGCAUGUUGUAAAUUGAAAAAAUAAAGACUAGAUUUCUGCAA